Messenger RNA from Medicago truncatula (barrel medic), 883 nucleotides. Its product is annotated as expansin-A23. Gene Ontology annotation, biological process: plant-type cell wall organization. The coding region runs from base 44 to 805 and encodes 253 amino acids. Gene Ontology annotation, cellular component: extracellular region. The record is from RefSeq and is a predicted model, not a curated record. The transcript has 2 exons. Lineage: Eukaryota; Viridiplantae; Streptophyta; Magnoliopsida; Fabales; Fabaceae.
UAAACCUACAAUUUUAUCCCUUUCUGUGUGUCAUACCUUAGUCAUGGCUUUAUCUCACUCUUUGGUUCCUUUGACCUUUUUCAUGAUGCUCCUCGUACAAGCCAUGUCAAAUGGCAUUGACUUAAAUUGGUACGAUGCUCAUGCAACCUUUUAUGGUGACGCCUCUGGUGCUGCAACCAUGCAGGGGGCUUGUGGUUAUGGUGAUCUCUUCAAACAAGGAUAUGGACUUGAGACCACAGCACUAAGCACUGCUCUAUUCAAUAAUGGAUUUACUUGUGGUGCAUGUUAUCAAAUAAUUUGUGUGAACGACCCUCAAUGGUGCAUAAAAGAUGCAGGUCCAAUCACAGUGACUGCAACAAAUUUUUGUCCUCCAAAUUACAACAAGCCAACUGAAAAUUGGUGUAAUCCCCCACUAAAACACUUUGACCUAAGUUAUAAAAUGUUUACCUCUAUUGCUUAUUACAAAGCUGGUAUCAUUCCUGUUAAGUAUAAACGUGUUCCAUGUGUAAAAAGUGGGGGUGUUAGGUUUGAACUCAAUGGAAAUCCUUAUUUUUUGAUUGUCUUGGUGUAUAAUGUUGCCAAUGCUGGUGAUGUUUCUCAUGUUAGUGUUAGAGGGUCGAAGACGACCGGUUGGAUUUCGAUGUCACACAAUUGGGGACAAAAUUGGGACACUAGAGUGAAAUUGUUAGGACAAAGCUUGUCAUUUCUUGUUACAACAAGUGAUGGAAAAAUGUUGGGUUUUCCUUUUGUUGUUCCUUCGAAUUGGCAAUUUGGUCAGACGUACGAGGGUAAGCAAAAUUUUUAAAUUUGUAUAAUUUUGUUGAGAAAUACAUCUAUUCACAAAAUAAGUAGAAAUAUCAUGUAAUAUCAAUUCUAGUGUUUU